Diabrotica balteata is the source of this 240-nucleotide messenger RNA. Lineage: Eukaryota; Metazoa; Arthropoda; Insecta; Coleoptera; Chrysomelidae. The record is from the annotation of a GenBank genome assembly.
AUGUCAUCCAACAAACUGACGGAUGAGGGCAAAAGAAUGCGAAGAGGAGAUGAAGAGGGUGAGAAGGAGGACUUUAAGAGAAGCAGAAAUGUAGAUAGAACGCCAAUAAAGGGAAGUGGAGUCGAAAUGAAAGACGAGAUGAUGGAGAUACUAAAACAGUUGGCCUUAGACGUGAAGCAUAUUAAAAGAAAUCAAAGAGUUUAUGCAGAAGAGUUAAAAGAAUUUAGAGCAGAAAAUUAG